This is a messenger RNA of Penicillium soppii, 7077 nucleotides long. Its product is annotated as putative THO complex component (Rlr1). Gene Ontology annotation, cellular component: THO complex part of transcription export complex. Gene Ontology annotation, biological process: mRNA export from nucleus; mRNA processing. The record is from RefSeq and is a predicted model, not a curated record. Lineage: Eukaryota; Fungi; Ascomycota; Eurotiomycetes; Eurotiales; Aspergillaceae. The transcript has 2 exons. Gene Ontology annotation, molecular function: mRNA binding. The coding region runs from base 1 to 7077 and encodes 2358 amino acids.
AUGGCGCCUGGGCAGGGUGGUAAGCGGAAGCGCGUUGAGCGCUCAUACUCUGGGGACUCCGCGAGCAAUGACAACCUGCGACCUUCUCCCCAUCGUCCUGGGACCCUGAAUAUGGCGCAUCACCCUAACAACCCUGGACACCAAUCCCCUUCUCCCCGGGAGCAGAACGACUCGCGCGAUAGAUCUCGCAGACAACCGCAUCGCAGCCGGGCUGGUUCCCGACGCGGAUCUCACGACGGUCAGAAUUUUUCGAACCCGCAGCACAGAGAGCCGAACGCGAUGUCUCCUCCCCCCGUCAGUCAGUCCAAGGAAACCGCGGAAUCAACGCCUUAUAAUGCCGACUCGACUGCUUCGCAACCUACACCCUCUCCUGCAUCAAAUACUCCUUUACAGCCGCAUGUCAACCCACCUUCCCAAGCUGGCUCUGAGGUCACUGCCCGCCGCCUCUCUCCUCCUCCGUAUGAGUAUGAAUAUGUUACCGAUAAUGCUGUCAAGGAAUGGACUUCGACAGGGAAACAAACAGUGAUAAAGCAAGGGUCUGCAGCUCGUCUUCAACAGGACCUUCCUCAGCUCGCAUCCAUCUACCAGGAGCUCCUUCGGUCUGCGAUUUACGGUCGAUUGUCUCCUUCAGAUGCGGGUACUGCUGUCAAAAAUAUCAUCGGCGAUCAUCCAGCUUCUCGUGAUAUCGAUAUGGAGGCCCGGAUCGAAAGUGUUUCAACCGAUGAACUCGACCCACGCUCCUUAUUCCUUGAUACUCUUUCGAUCAUGACGGACGCCGACACUUCGAAUCCAGCCCUCAAACCAUUUGUUUUUGCGACCGGUAUCGAUGCAUCGCUCAUGCGCCUUCAGCUCGAUACGCCGUUGUUGCAGGCCUUGGGGUUAGUUCGCGAAACUUUUGCGCGAAUGGGCAUUCGCAAGCAGACCAAUUUACUUUACCGGCAAUCCAACUACAAUCUUCUUCGAGAAGAAUCCGAGGGAUAUUCUAAACUGCUUACCGAGCUUUUCACCACCAGCAACAAUGAGCCGCCGUCAAGCGAGGUGGUUGAAGAUACAUUUGAAAGAGUCAAGGCCAUGAUUGGCGCAUUUGAUAUGGAUGUUGGUCGUGUGCUCGAUGUUACGCUGGAUGUUUUUGCUGCGGUCCUUGUCAAGCAGUACCGCUUCUUCGUGAAGCUUCUGCGGGCCAGCUCCUGGUGGCCUAAGGAAGACCUCUUCCAUCACCUGGAAGCAGACCGUCGUCAUUCCGGUCUUCCAAAUUGGGCGCUUCCUGGGUCAUCUGGUUGGAUCACAACCGAGGAAGAGCGGUCGGCUAUCAUGCAAGCGAACGAGGAGCGUGACCGUCACUUCUGGGAUCGAGUGAGGGAAAUUGGACUCCGUGCAUUUUUCGAGAUCGGCCGCAAGCCAAUCUCCAACGAGGAGAAGCAGCGGAAUCUGUCAGAAAUGAAUGGCUCAUCUUUUGAGGAAGACGUCACCCGCUCAUGGCUUGAAGAAACAGGCACAUUACCGCCCAAAGGCAACCGGGUUGCAGCACAGCUCCUUGGUUUCAAGUUACGAUUCUACUCUUCUUCGGCUCGAACCAAGGCCGAUGUUCUUCCCGAUAACCUCAUUUACCUUGCAGCCCUGUUGAUCAAGGUCGGGUUCAUCUCCCUUCGUGACCUCUAUGCUCACCUUUGGAGGCCCGAUGAUACCAUGGACAUCUUAAAAAGCGAGCGAAUGGCAGAAAAAGCCGAGCGGGUGAAAGCUGGCCGACCAGGUGGGGGAACCAAUGCUUUGAUGAUGGCCGGCGCUUUGUCAGACGAUACAGUUCCCCCUUCCCGCUUGCGUGACGAGCCGCGGUUGACAACACCUGCGAAAGACCCAGAAUCCGACCAAGGUGUACCAAAAUCGGAAGAUGACCUGCCAGAACCGUCAGACCAAAAGGUUCUAUUGCUCAAGAGCCUUCUCGCCAUCGGUGCGAUUCCUGAAUCUCUAUUUAUUCUCAGCAAAUUCCCUUGGUUGAUGGAAGCAUACCCCGAGCUGCCCGAAUUUAUUCAUCGAAUUCUCCAUCACUCAUUAGACAAGGUUUAUUCACAGUUCCGACCAACCUUUUCUACCGGCGACUUCCCCGGAGCUCAGUACAUGGUAACCUCGGAUCCAAACAGCUAUUCCAAGGGCCAAAUUGGACUUACGCCCCCUCCUGCGAGGCGAACUUUGAGAUGGGCUCAAUUGGAUAAGGAAGACACCAAUGAUGGCACCGAUUAUCGAUUUUAUUGGGAUGAUUGGGCCGACAACAUCCCGAUUUGCCAAUCCGUCGAUGAUGUCUUUGCACUUUGCUCCUCCUUCCUUAAUCUCUCUGGUCACAAGAUUGGACAAGAUGCAAGCCUCCUCGCAAAGCUUGUUCGCAUUGGUAAGGGGAGCUUGGUCCAGGAUAGAUCUGAGGAGAACAAAACACGUUGGCGCGACCUUUGCAAAUGUCUUCUCCUACCCGCGGUUAGUCUGACAAAGGCGAACCCCGGUGUUGUCAACGAGGUGUUUGAUCUCAUCAGUUUCUUUCCCCGUGAUGUUCGAUACAACAUGUACGCAGAGUGGUACUCUGGACAAACAUCACGGUUGCCAGACAUCAAAGAAGCAUUCGACCAAGCCAAAGCGGAGACGAAAGACACCCUCAAACGACUCAGCAAGACCAACAUUCGUCCCAUGGCCCGUGCAUUGGCAAAGAUUGCCUACGCCAAUCCCGGAAUUGUCAUCAACGUCGCCAUGGGUCAAAUUGAAUCGUAUGAGAACCUCAUUGAAGUUGUGGUUGAAUGCGCCCGCUAUUUCACAUUCCUUGGUUACGAUAUCUUGUCCUGGUCACUCAUAAAUUCGCUUGGUCAGAAAGGGCGCAGUCGUGUCCAGGAAGGUGGUCUUCUGACAAGUCGAUGGUUGAACGCCCUCUCGACAUUUGCCGGCCGAGUCUACAAGAGGUACUCCGUGAUGGACCCUACGCCUGUUCUGCAGUAUGUCGUCGAGCAGCUUCGUCACAAUAACUCGACCGAUCUUAUUGUGUUGGAGCAAUUGAUAAGCUCAAUGGCAGGCAUCAUUACAGACAACAACUUCAACGAUGCUCAGAUCCAAGCCAUGGCCGGUGGUGAAGUUCUCCAAUCUCAGACGAUCCUGCAACUGCUUGAUAAGCGCCAUGAAUCAAAGGUCACCUCUAAGCGGUUGCUCAAGUCCUUGACACAUACUAGACUUGCUGGUCAGCUGUUGGUUGCCAUUGCCCAAGAACGCCUCACUUGUGUUUACAAGGAGACAUCCUCGGAACUCAAAUUACUUGGCAAUAUCUUUGACGAAAUCCACCGCAUUCUCACUCAGUACCUUGACUUACUUCGCAGCAACCUUUCAGUCGAUGAUUUCGAUUCUUUCGUUCCGGACUUUUCAUCCCUCAUCAAGGAGUUUGGAAUCCAGCCUGAAAUCGCGUUCUGGAUUCGGCGGCCCAGUAUUGCCCAAAAAAUAACAAAGAUUGAAGAAUCAAAGCAAGAAAAGGAAAUCUCGACUGUGGAUGACACCGCUAGCUCUAAGCCGAACGGUGACAGCAUGGACACGGCCGAGGAUGGCGAAACGGCAACCAAACCGGAAGAUACCCCCGCAGAUGCCAUGGAUGUCGACAAGGUCGAAUCAGCAACUACGAGUGUGAUUGAGGGUCCUGAUUCUCUUCAAAUCCCUGCCGUCAAUGCCGAGCCAUUGGCCGCAAAUCCUGUCAUGCAAGAUCUGAUCGAGAACGUCAAAUCUGCUUUGCCUAUGGAGACAUGGGAGACUGUUGGAGCCCACUUCUAUGCAACAUUCUGGCAGCUUGCCCUCUAUGAUAUUCAUAUCCCACAGAAGUCCUACGAGGAUGAGAUUGACCGGCUCAAGCGACGAGUAGUAUCCAUCAACAGUGAUCGAUCUGAUCUCAGUGCGGCGGGCAUUGGGCGCAAGGACCAACAGAAGAAGCAGAUCACCCAAUUGCAAGAACGUAUCUUGGAAGAGAACAAGAAUCACUUGAAGGCGUACGGACAAACCCGCUCUCGACUACAGAAGGAGAAAGAUAGGUGGUUUGCAGGCAUGCAUGGCAAGCAUGACUCUCUCAAUGUUGCCUUGUUAGAGCAAUGUUUCAUUCCUCGACUUCUUUUGUCCCCUCUUGAUGCCUUCUUUAGCUUCAAGAUGGUGAAGUUUCUUCACAGCUCAGGAACUCCCAACUUCCGCACGGUUGGCAUGCUCGACCAAUUCUUCCGCGAGCGCAGGCUCACUUCUGUCAUCUUCAUGUGCACCUCAAAAGAAGCGGACAAUCUUGGUCGCUUUUUGAACGAGCUUUUGCGUGACCUCGCCAGAUGGCAUGCCGACAAGGCUAUUUAUGAGAAGGAAGGUUUCGGAGCCAGAAGAGAUCUUCCUGGAUUUGCAAAGAAUGUCGACUCCGAGGGUGAGCCAGUGAAGUUCUUGGAAUUCGAGGAAUUCCGUCGUUUGUUAUACAAAUGGCACCGUUGGUUCUCCAACGCUCUCAAAAGCUGUCUUAACAGCGGUGAAUACAUGCACAUCCGAAAUGCCAUCAGUGUGUUGAAGGCUGUUGUUCAACAUUUCCCUGCUGUCAAUUGGAUUGGCAGAGACAUUCUUAAUUGCGUUGAUCGAUUGAGCAAGACCGAUGAGAGAGACGAUGUCAAAAUUCCCGCCGCCUCGCUGAUUGGUGACCUCAACCGACGAGAGAAGAAGUGGAUGUUACCGCAGGCUUUCAAUAUACUCGCUGCGCCGCUCCAAUCUAGACCUCAACAAUCUGCCGAUAAAGCUGGAAAGGCUGGGACACCAGGAUCUGCCACACUCUUGAAUGCUUCAGCCCCAGAAUUCAGCCCCCCGGGAGCCUCAAACCCAGAGGGAGUUACAAAGUCAGAGCAAUUCGGCAAGACUGAAGUUGAAGAUGGUGAGAUUGAGGAUGCGAAGAUGGGCGAUAUAAAUUCAGGAAAGGGCGAUGAGAUCAAGCCCGUUGGUACGUCUUCUCAGGCUGGAUCGACUACACCUUCCGUCGCUGCCGAGAACAAUCAAGACCUCCCAUCUGGAGAUCAAGCACGAUCUCGACCCGAUUCGGGACGUCAACCCGACAUUCCUAAACGACCUGAUCUCCGUCAACAAAUUCACCCCCCUGUUCGUCCACCGGCCCGCCACAGCGAUGGAAGGCUGCCUCCACGCCCUGAGGGAUUGGAUGAUCGACGAGAUAGACACCCUGACUUCGGUCCCCGCGGUCGUCAUGGUGGCCCUGACCAUGGCCGCUCCUUUGAUGGUCCGUUGAACGAUGUCCGAGGGCGCCUCAAUGAACGUCUUGGCGAUCGUGAUCGCGACUUCCCCAUGCGACCUCCAGCCGACGAUCUAAUGCGUGGACCGCCUCGCGAUUCUCGCACUGGUCGAGAGAAUGGUUGGCCUAUGGAUCGACCGGGUCGUAUGCGUGGACCUGGCCCUGGGCCCGGACCUGGACCUAAUGAUUCCUUCCACGGGCGCGAUGGCCCUGUGCGGGGAGAGCUGAUGCCUGACCCCAUGGACCGACCUGUUGAUAAUCGACGUGGAGAUUCAUCCAGAUCGGAAAAGGAUGACCGCAGGCCUUAUCCACCACGCCCUGUAUCACCAUCCCGGCCUACUGACUUGCCAAACCGCCCGGAACGAUUCCCACCUCCCGAUGAUCGCCGUCCUCCUGGCUUCACUGGUUCCCCUCGGAUUGAUAACCUUCCCAGGGGCCCUCGCAGUGAUCGACCAGUCGAUCCUAGGGAUUCUGCCUCAGGCCCUGAUUUGAGUCACGGUCGCCUUCGCCAGCCAGAACCUCAAACUGACAUUCCUGCUGGACCCAGAGGAAGACGUGGUGGACGCAACAACGCCUCCGGGCAGCCUCCCCCUAAUACCAGCUCAGUCAAUGCUACCGCCCCCCUCCCAGAUCGCCAGGCGCCCACAGGCCCUAGCCGACAAAAUGGACGUCUGGCACCUGAACAAGCUUCCGCCCCGUCACAGCCCUCAGGCUCGACCAGUGCACCUGAAAUUCAUCCAGAUCGCCUCAGACUCGUCAAUGAUGUAGCCCCCAAUGCCCCUCCCUCUGGUCCCCGUGGUGGCUCAACCCCACAGCAGGUGCCACGAGGCCCUGCUAGCUCUUCUGUGCAAUCUGGUCCGCCUGGCCCCCCGCCUCCCUCUGGGCCUGCUGGUGCUGGCUUCGGUGGAGAGCGUGGCCGUGGCGAUAAACGUUUCGCCGGACUCAACAACGUGCUUCAGCAGUCCGGUGGUGGCGGUGAUCGCAGUGGAAAUCCCCCAUCUGUUCGCGGACGAGGCGCCAAUCGCCAAUCCAACACAAUGGAAGCACCGCCAGCUCAGCCUCCAAACCGUCCACCUAUGGGACCUGCAGGACCUAACGAAGACCAAUCUCGCAAUCGGCCCAAUGGUGGCCGGGUUGCCGACCUAAUUGAUGAUGUUGUCGUUUCUGAAUCAGGUCGCUCUGGACGUACUGGUGAUCACAGCCGCGAAUCAGACUCCAACCGCGAGAAAGACCCCGAGCGCCGUGAGGGUAGCAGCAAUGGCCGCAAUCGACGUGAUGGCCGCCGAAGUGAUCGUGAACGCAGCCGCAGAAGCGAUGUAGGCGGCGGUGGUAGUCGCGACGACAAGGAACGCGCUGGUGAACCCCGUGAGACCCUACGUCGGGUCCAGAGCUCGCGCGAGGAGCUUAGACGCCGCGAUCGACGCGAUCGCCCAGAUGGACCACCGGAACUGGCCGGGCCACCUGCCACAGGCAGUAAUGCCCAAGAAGGCGAAGGCCGUUUACGCCCUUCAUCGUCUCAGGCCGUACCGCCGCCCCCUCCACCUCCCCCGCCUCCUCCGCCUGGAGGAAACGAACGUCGUUUCAACGCGGGUGGUGGUGACCGGGGAGCUCGAACCGACAACCGGGAUCGCGAACGCGAGCGUCGCGGCGACCGACGUGAUCGCGAUCAUCAUCGCGAAGGCGGGAGCAACUCUGGUGGCACUGGACACCGUAAGCGCGCUCGACAAGGUCCUGAAGACAACACCGAUGGUGGUCGUGGCAUGAGGAUGGGAAAUGACAACAAGCGCCCUCGUCGAGGAGCCUGA